GUCGGGUAUAGGGAUGUAAGUGGGGGACUGAAAUGGCUGCCGAAAAGAAGCCGGAAGAUGAUCAUGGGAACAGCAAUGGCAGUCAUGUGAAAAUAUUUUUGCCCAAGAAGUUACUCGAAUGUCUACCGAAAUGUUCUGCUUUACCAAAGGAGCGACACCGCUGGAACACAAAUGAGGAAAUUGCAGCUUAUUUAAUAACAUUCGAGAAACACGAGGAAUGGUUAACAACAUCCCCUAAAACUAGGCCCCAGAAUGGUUCCAUGAUCCUAUACAACAGGAAGAAGGUGAAAUACAGAAAGGAUGGUUACUGCUGGAAGAAACGGAAAGAUGGGAAAACUACUCGGGAGGAUCACAUGAAGUUGAAGGUGCAAGGUGUAGAGUGUCUAUAUGGCUGCUACGUCCAUUCCUCUAUUAUCCCCACUUUCCAUCGGAGGUGCUAUUGGCUUCUUCAGAAUCCUGACAUCGUAUUGGUCCAUUACCUGAACGUGCCAGCCAUAGAAGACUGUGGGAAGCCAUGUGGUCCGAUACUGUGCUCCAUCAACACCGACAAAAAAGAGUGGGCCAAAUGGUCAAAAGAGGAGCUGAUCAGCCAACUUAAACCCAUGUUUCACGGCAUCAAGUGGACCUGCAGUAAUGGGAACACCAGCGCUGGUUUCUCGGUGGAGCAGCUCGUUCAGCAGAUCCUGGACAGCCAUCAGACCAAGCCGCAGCCUCGCACCCACAACUGCCUGUGCACCGGCAAUUUGGGUGCCGGGAGCAGCGUUCACCACAAGUGCAACAGUGCCAAACACCGCAUCAUAUCACCAAAGGUGGAGCCACGAACCGGCACCUACAGCAACCACCCUGAAGUCCAGAACAAUGAUGUUUCCGAAGGCAAGAAUGACCAUGGACACGGCAAGGCCUCAAGCCGUGAAAAGCGGAAUGGGAAGUUGGCCAAGCCUGUCCUGUUGCACCAGAACAGCACUGAGGUCUCCUCCACCAAUCAGGUGGAGGUGCCUGACACCACCCAGAACUCCCCAGUCUCCAUCAGCAGUGGCCUAAACAGCGAAACAGACAUGGCCGACAGCCCAGCCAUCACUGGUGUCUCCAGCAUGGCGGUGGCCUCCGUCAUGUGCAGUCUAUCCCAGAAUGCCACUGUCUUCAUGUCAGAGGUGACCAAUGAGGCAGUGUAUACCAUGUCUCCCAGUGCAGGGCCUGGCCAGCACCUCAUUGCCUCAGACACUGGGGCCCAAGGACUGGUCUUGGCUGUCAACUCGGAUGGGCACAAGUUUGCCUUCGCCUCCUCAGCAGCCACUGGCAACCCUGAUGGCUUGUCCAUAAUGUCGGCCGGUGUAGCAGAGGACUUGGUGCUUUCCUCCACCCUGGAGAGCAGUGAGAAGAUUCCAGAGGCCAACAUGAACUUUGAUCCUGACUGCUUCCUCAAUAAUCCCAAACAAGGCCAAACCUAUGGAGGAGGGGCGCUAAAAAAUGACACCAGCAGUGGCAACUCACGACAGUCACCAGGCAACGAGGGCGGCUACUGCUUCAGUGGACCCUUGGUGAAGGAGAUCAAGACUGAGGAUAACUCUUUUGAGCAGCAGAUGUCCAAGGAAGGAUUCCAAACCAGUUCCACCCCUGCCUCCAUCUCUUUGACCCCUGGUUCAGCUUUGCUGUCAUCUGGGGGCCUCAGUCCCAGCACCACACUGGAGCAAAUGGACUUCAGUGCUAUCGACUCCAGCAAGGACUUCUCUUCAGGUUACACACAGAAUGUCCAGAGCCCACACGUUCACCAGAACCCCUCUCCCAGCUUCUUCCUUCAGGAGGCCAACAAGGCCCAUCAGCUUGAGCCCAGCACACACAGCAAUGGCCUGAAUGAUGGUGGAGGCCCUUUCAGCAGCAACUUGGGAUUAGCCAACGUCAAGACGGAGUCACCCACGCAGGCUGCAUCUAGCUGCAAUGGUCCUGUGCAGCAGGGACGCAUGGAGGCCACCCCUUCCCUGCAGUUGCUGCAGUUCCAGGCUAACUUCCAGCCCAUUGCGGCUGAGGCAGAGGUCCCCAUGGAAACAGCAGCUCAGUCAGAGGGAGGUGAGGGCCUCUUGAAGUCUGCCGAACUGCCGGCCUGUAGCACUGAGCACUACAUCCAGGCAGAGGCCGGGGGCAACGGGCUGCCCAUCCUCCAGGGCAACAUGGUAUCAGGGCUGUACCCAGUGGCCCACCACAGUCUUGGACCCUCAGCUAACAUGGAGCUCAACCUGGACCACUUUGAUAUCUCCUUCAGCAAUCAGUUCUCAGACCUGAUCAACGACUUCAUAUCCGUGGAGGGUGGCGCCAGCACACUGUAUGGGCAUCAACUGGUGACUAGCGAGACGGGUGCUGGGGGCACUCUGCAGCAGUCAGAAGAAGAGAGAGCCAGAGUGGCCACCUUCAGCCAGGCGGAGAUCUGUAUCCCUUGCUGCAGUCCCCAGCAGCAGCAGCCACAGCAACAGCAGCAACAACAGGGUCUGCAGCUCAAUGGAGGGGAGAACGGGGGCAACUCCAUGACCUACAUGCACGUGUCUGAGGUGGUCUCAGCCCAGGGGGCACUGGGGUCCUUGCAACAGAGUGGACGCUUGUUCAUGGUGACGGAUUAUUCCCCAGAGUGGUCUUACCCUGAGGGAGGAGUGAAGGUGCUGAUCACGGGACCAUGGCAGGAAGCCAGCAGUAAUUACAGUUGCCUGUUUGACCAGAUUUCAGUGCCUGCAUCUCUUAUUCAGCCCGGUGUUCUUAGAUGUUAUUGCCCAGCCCACGACACUGGCCUUGUGACACUGCAGGUGGCCUUCAAUAGUCAAAUCAUCUCCAAUUCUGUCGUUUUUGAGUACAAAGCCAGGGCCUUGCCAACUCUUCCUACGUCCCAGCACGACUGGCUGUCGUUGGAUGACAACCAGUUCAGGAUGUCCAUCUUGGAGCGCCUGGAGCAGAUGGAAAGGCGGAUGUCGGAGAUGGGAUCUCACCAGCACCACCAGCAGACUGGAGGGGGAGGGUUAGGAGGAGGAAAUGGAGGAGGAGGUGGCAACAGCCAGGCACAGUGUGCAUCCAGAGUGGCCAGCUGCUCCUUUGAGAACCGUGUGGUGUUGGUGUGUGAGAAGAUGAUGAGUCGCGCCUGCUGGGUCAAAUCCAAACACCUCAUCCAUUCCAAGACUUUUCGAGGAAUGACUCUCCUGCACCUGGCAGCUGCCCAGGGCUAUGCCACACUGAUCCAGACACUCAUCAAAUGGCGUGCAAAACAUGCAGAUAGUAUUGACCUGGAACUGGAGGUAGAUCCAUUAAAUGUUGAUCAUUUCUCCUGCACACCCCUGAUGUGGGCUUGUGCACUGGGGCAUACUGAAGCAGCUGUUGUUCUGUACAAGUGGGACCACCGAGCUCUCUCCAUCCCUGAUUCAUUGGGUCGUUUGCCCCUGACAAUCGCCCGCUCACGAGGGCAUGUGAAACUAGCAGAGUAUCUGGAAGGUUUACAGAGGGAGGAUGAGUCACAGCUUCCCAGUCUUCCCCAAACACCUGCAGUGGUUUGCUCUCCUAAUGCAAAGGCAGGAAAUGAUGGCUGGAUUGGACAGUGGAACAAUGGCAGUAACAGCAACCAGGAAUCCCCGAAGAAUGUCAGCACAUCUCCUACCACAGAUCUCAGGCGACCGAGAUCGGAAUCCUUGCACUGCCAUGGUAAUGACAGCCAAAAGGACCUCCCAGCUUCCAAGAAACACAAGCUAAAUACAGAACACUUCCAAUCCAGGCAAGACAAAUCAUCUCCUCCACCACUAAAUCUGGAGCAAAAGAUCACAGCUAAACUGAGCUCCAGCCCGAAGCAAACACCUCCUGAUGCAAUUGAUUCCAAAAAAGAGAGGAAUAGUCCCAGGGAAUCUUCUCAACAUACCUCAGAAUUCCCUUUGCUCCUUACCACUGGAUGCAGGAAUGUUGGAAAUCAGACCAGUCCAAAGUGGAGCCAGAAGGAGAUUUAUGUCAGUGUGGCAGCGCAGACUACAACGGGCCAGCCUGUAGUGAUAAGGAAGGUCUCGGGUCUCAACGCUGGGUCCAUUGCUCAUAGGAUACAACAGAAGCAAGACAUCAGUGUUCUAAUGUUAUCAGAAAGGGAGAUGAUGGAUGCAGAGCUACUAUCAUACAAGGAGAAUGAGGAAUGUUUCCAGCAUAUGGAUGAUUUGCAGGCUAAUAUGAUGUCUUUGGCCGAACAGAUCAUUGAAGCUACACCAGACAGGAUUAAACGGGAGAAUUUCAUCCCUAUGGAAUUUCCAUUGUCGGAGCAAGGGGACAUGCCCAGUGUAAACACCACCUUGAGCUGGUUGGCCAGUUACCUGGCAGAUGUGGACCAUUUACCCAGCUUAUCUCAGCUUCGGUCUUUGUACAGCGAGCCCCUGACUCCUCCCUCUAACGCAAGCCAAAGCCCGGCCUCGUCACCAAACAGCGAGGUUAAUUUUGAGAAACCCACACUCCCUUCAGCAGCCGAUUGGUCGGAGUUCCUGAGUGCGUCGACCAGUAAAAAAAUGGAGAACGAAUUUGCCCAGCUGACCUUGUCAGACCAUGAACAGAGAGAGCUGUACGAGGCUGCCAAGUUGGUGCAAACCGCCUUCCGGAAAUACAAGGGACGUCCUUUCAGGGAACAACAAGAAAUGGCUGCUGCUGUCAUUCAGCGCUGCUACAGAAAAUAUAAACAGCUUACAUGGAUAGCCUUGAAGUAUGCACUUUACAAAAAGAUGACGCUGGCCGCCAUCCUGAUUCAGAGCAAAUUCCGCAGUUAUUAUGAGCAGAAGAAGUUUCAGCAGAGUCGGCGGGCAGCUGUCCUCAUCCAGCAGUAUUAUCGCAGCUACAAGGAGUACGGAAAAAUGAGGCAAAAGCGAAGGACAACUGCCAUGGUCCAACAGAAAAUUAGGAGCAGUCUGCUGACUAAGAAACAGGAUCAAGCGGCACGGAAGAUUAUGAGAUUUUUGCGCCGUUGUCGCCACAGCCCCCUGGUGGACCGUAGACUGUACAAAAGGCGCACUGGGAGGAAAGAGAACCACAUUUGCUGGAGUCUUAGAGCUGAACCCUUACAUACGCGGAGGGAGAGUGAAAGAAUUGAGAAAGGCCAAGGAACCUGAAGAUUUACAGAAGCACCCCAUAGCAAUGUAACAUUGCUUCCUGACUGUUUUCUUUACGUUUAUAUCAGAGACAUUUACAAAAGAUCACUAGAGAUUUGGGAAGAUUAGCAACACUCUCAUCGCAACAAGGCUCUAGAAACUUUUUUUCUCUCGACCACAUCGGCACUUUUAUGGAACUUUUUUUAAAGAAAACAAAACAAGGCGCCAUAGAACUUGCAAUUUAUUGUUUUAAGAACUUGAAACUAACUUGUAGAAUGAAAUAACCUCUUUACCAGCCUGGUGCGUAGUACUGUAAACUUGUGUAAAGGUUUGCAACACAAAAAAGGGGUUUAUUUUCAGGAAUAAGCAAAUGUAUGUAGAGAAAUCAAACAAAGAGUGAAGAAAAGCAGGUGAGUGAACUGAGGGGAGUAUUAGAAUGACUGAGAGGGUGAUGCACAGCUUAUGUGGACGAAUAGCCUGAGGCAGGAAGUGACAGAUAUCGCAUGUGCCACUUGUUGGGCGUGAUCAUAUCCACACUCUGCUGAUAGGAACUGGUCCAAUAAAAGGCAUACAGCUUCCUUCUUUGACCUACCUCCCUACUUUUAUAAAGAGCUGCUAUCAGUCAACGUGCUGCAACAAUAUUAUUGAUAGUCCAAACUUGGGUUUUUAGGAAAGAGGAGAGCGAUGUUUAAUGUCAGUUGCCAAAAUACUGGGGGGAAGCCAGCAGGCUGUGUUAUAAUUAUUCUAUUAAGUGGAUUUUGUGUUCAUUUCUGGGUGAGUUGGUCAUUUUCCUUCCCUCCACCCCAAACCCAGGUCUGUCUUCUUUAUCUCCUGAAUGGGACACCCAGAAAUUACAGUCCUAAUAACCUUUGAAGGACUAACAGUAGUUUAUUGGGGCCAGAAGUACAGAGCAAUAUGAGGCUAUGACUUUUUUUUAGUACAUUUGGGCAAUGUUAUGGAUUCUUACUAGAUGUGUUUUAUUGUGAGAUUUGAAUUUUCACCAUCAGUAUUGCAAAAUCAGUCAGUAUUUCAAUUGUUGAUGAAAAUAUACUUGGUUGGAGAAAAUCAGACACUGCAGACACUAAUGGUCUCUGAUUUCCAGAACCUCAUCAUUUAAGAGGUGCCUGUUACUGAGCAAUAAGACAGAACACUGGGCAGAAUCAAUGUGCUAGGGAAUGUUUGAGUAUGCUGGAGCUUGCUUGAUGAGCAUGCUUGCAACUUUAAGCUACUGUCAGUCUAAUAGGGCUGAACUUUUGGACUCCGCUGUGGCUAGGACAAAAGGCAGCAGAGUCUUGGAAAGCCACUACUGGCUGCAUAUCAGUUUCCCAGUACCAAGUCGUUUUAGUGAAAACAGAAUUGGGACUAGCAGGGCUAUACACACUUCCUUUGCACCAGAUUGUCUCUUAGGCCCAACUAAGAGACUUGUGUUCAAUUAAAGGAGGCCAAUUUGGAAAUUUCCAAUUUCCUGCACUGACAGGGGCCAGUUUGAAUGCAUGAAGGUGGGCACCUUGCGGCAGAUUUGGGGGCCUGUGCUCCAGGUAUGCCAAGAGCAUCUCCCUGUCAUAUGCAGCCUGGUAAAGGCAUUCGCUCCCCCAGUAUCCCCAGACAUUGGUGGCCAGACUGCAAAGAAAACUGUUAUAAAUAAAGACUGAAAGAAAAUUGGUGAACACCUGCAUGUUGAAACACAUUCUUUGUUACUUAACUUCCUUCUGCAGUUACUGCACCUUUCAAGCUGGAAGGCCUCUGGUUCUACAGCUUCAAGAGUUCAGCUGCCUUCCUUAAUUGGGGCUUUAGGACUUUUUGUUACCUGUGCUACUCUGAACCACACCAGUGUCCAGGUAAUCAUUAGUCUAUGUGAAUGCUGGAGAUCCCAGAACAGUACGAGGACAUUUUUUUUGUAUUCACUCGUGGGACAUGAAUGUCACAGGC
This is a messenger RNA of Chiloscyllium plagiosum (whitespotted bambooshark), 7010 nucleotides long. RefSeq names its product calmodulin binding transcription activator 1a (gene camta1a). Gene Ontology annotation, cellular component: nucleus. Gene Ontology annotation, biological process: regulation of transcription by RNA polymerase II. NCBI's taxonomy places the organism in Eukaryota, Metazoa, Chordata, Chondrichthyes, Orectolobiformes, Hemiscylliidae. The record is from RefSeq and is a predicted model, not a curated record. Gene Ontology annotation, molecular function: double-stranded DNA binding; protein binding; transcription coregulator activity.